Mus musculus (house mouse) is the source of this 2820-nucleotide messenger RNA. RefSeq names its product interleukin 17 receptor E (gene Il17re). The transcript is spliced from 14 exons. NCBI's taxonomy places the organism in Eukaryota, Metazoa, Chordata, Mammalia, Rodentia, Muridae. Gene Ontology annotation, molecular function: interleukin-17 receptor activity. Gene Ontology annotation, cellular component: plasma membrane; extracellular region; cytoplasm. Bases 1283 to 2593 code for a protein of 436 amino acids. The record is from RefSeq and is a predicted model, not a curated record.
CUCCUCUUCCCUGGGCUCCCCAGUGGUCCAGGACCCAGAGAGCCAUCCUUGGCAGUUUUGGUUCCCAACCCAAGGAGUCUGCUAUCAGUAAGAAAGUGCAGGACUAGUCUAGAUUCCUCAGAUUCUAUAAAUCCUUAGGCAGAGCUCUUCACUCCUCUAUCUGACCUUGGCUUCUGAGCACCAGAGUGGAGGAGAAAUGACUAGAAGAUGAGGGCCGUGUUGCUUCCUGCCAAUGGGGAAGAUAAAAUGAGCAACAUGGUUAAUCUCCAGGCAUCCACCCAAGUGGCUCUUCCUAUCACUGGCCCCUCACUCUAUCAGGAACAAUACUCUUUUAUACUUUAUGAUACAUUCAACUUUACCAAGCUUUCCCAGAUGCAUUGCAUUACUUAAGACUCUUGAUGAAUGAGCAGUCUGGCACCUGGGUCUAAUAACUUUCUCAAGAUCAUACUCAAAAGAUUUAUCAAAGCUCAGCCCUAAAUUCAGUUGGAAGGAGGUAAGAGGGACCUCCUUAGACCCAACUGUUUCUCUUUUUGUUUUUGUUUUGAGACAGGGUCUCACUAUGUAAUACCAAAGCUUCCAUCCUUUAAUCCUCCUGUCUCAGCCUAAGCAAUGGGCUUACAGCCAUGUGUCUCUAUGCUGACUUUCCUUUCUCUGACACAGGAAGUUUUGCUCAAACCCCCUGCCCUACUGUCCUAGCCACAAAGCCUUGGCACUGGUCUUGCUGUUUGUGUCUGGUUUCUGGUUUGUGUCUGGUGUCUCAUUCUUCAGGUAGGAAGAGCAGCUUUGAGCCAUUCCCAGUGGAGGUAUGGAUUAGGGACAGUUGAAGGGCCUUCAGUGGGGCUGGUUCCCUCUCUUGGUGAGGAAAUCUAAAAGUCCUCCUAAAUUUGAAGACUAUUGGAGGCACAGGACACCAGCAUCCUUCCAGAGGAAGCUGCUAGGCAGCCCUUCCCUGUCUGAGGAAAGCCAUCGAAUUUCCAUCCCCUCCUCAGCCAUCUCCCACAGAGGCCAACGCACCAAAAGGGCCCAGCCUUCAGCUGCAGAAGGAAGAGAACAUCUCCCUGAAGCAGGGUCACAAAAGUGUGGAGGACCUGAAUUCUCCUUUGAUUUGCUGCCCGAGGUGCAGGCUGUUCGGGUGACUAUUCCUGCAGGCCCCAAGGCCAGUGUGCGCCUUUGUUAUCAGUGGGCACUGGAAUGUGAAGACUUGAGUAGCCCUUUUGAUACCCAGAAAAUUGUGUCUGGAGGCCACACUGUAGACCUGCCUUAUGAAUUCCUUCUGCCCUGCAUGUGCAUAGAGGCCUCCUACCUGCAAGAGGACACUGUGAGGCGCAAAAAGUGUCCCUUCCAGAGCUGGCCUGAAGCUUAUGGCUCAGACUUCUGGCAGUCAAUACGCUUCACUGACUACAGCCAGCACAAUCAGAUGGUCAUGGCUCUGACACUCCGCUGCCCACUGAAACUGGAGGCCUCCCUCUGCUGGAGGCAGGACCCACUCACACCCUGCGAAACCCUUCCCAACGCCACAGCACAGGAGUCAGAAGGAUGGUAUAUCCUGGAGAAUGUGGACUUGCACCCCCAGCUCUGCUUUAAGUUCUCAUUUGAAAACAGCAGCCACGUUGAAUGUCCCCACCAGAGUGGCUCUCUCCCAUCCUGGACUGUGAGCAUGGAUACCCAGGCCCAGCAGCUGACGCUUCACUUUUCUUCGAGGACAUAUGCCACCUUCAGUGCUGCCUGGAGUGACCCAGGUUUGGGGCCGGAUACCCCCAUGCCUCCUGUGUACAGCAUCAGCCAGACCCAGGGCUCAGUCCCAGUGACGCUAGACCUCAUCAUCCCCUUCCUGAGGCAGGAGAAUUGCAUCCUGGUGUGGAGGUCAGAUGUCCAUUUUGCCUGGAAGCACGUCUUGUGUCCUGAUGUCUCCCAUAGACACCUCGGGCUCUUGAUCCUGGCACUGCUGGCUCUCACCGCUCUAGUGGGUGUAGUUCUGGUCCUCCUCGGCCGGCGCCUACUGCCAGGCUCCGGUCGAACAAGGCCAGUUUUACUCCUACAUGCAGCGGACUCAGAGGCACAGCGACGCCUGGUGGGAGCUUUGGCCGAACUGCUGCGGACGGCGCUGGGAGGUGGACGCGACGUGAUCGUGGAUCUCUGGGAAGGGACGCACGUAGCACGCAUUGGACCACUGCCGUGGCUUUGGGCAGCGCGGGAGCGCGUGGCGCGGGAGCAGGGCACAGUGCUGCUCCUGUGGAACUGUGCGGGUCCCAGCACCGCCUGCAGCGGUGACCCGCAGGCUGCGUCCCUUCGCACCUUGUUGUGCGCUGCUCCACGUCCGCUGCUGCUCGCCUACUUCAGUCGCCUCUGCGCCAAAGGUGACAUCCCCCGGCCGCUGCGCGCUCUGCCACGCUACCGCCUGCUUCGUGACCUGCCGCGCCUGCUGAGAGCACUGGAUGCUCAGCCUGCCACCCUAGCCUCCAGCUGGAGUCACCUUGGGGCUAAGCGGUGCUUGAAAAACCGUCUGGAGCAGUGUCACCUGCUGGAACUUGAGGCUGCCAAAGAUGACUACCAAGGCUCAACCAAUAGUCCCUGUGGUUUCAGCUGUCUGUAGCCUCAGCCUGUGUAGCAACAGCAGGAACUCCAGAAUGAGGCCUCACACAUGUACUCUUUGGGGGUGCUUCUUGUCCCCCAAACCGUAAGACUCACCUUAAGUCCCACACUUGACCAACCUCCCUCACAUUUGCUCCCUCUUAGAGUUCCUGAGAGGAACUUGGGCUUUCCUGAUAGGUCCUCAGCCCUUUCUGAGAAGGAGGGACGAUUUUUCCAUUUCUUUUCAAA